Messenger RNA from Cantharellus anzutake, 1480 nucleotides. RefSeq lists its product as uncharacterized. NCBI's taxonomy places the organism in Eukaryota, Fungi, Basidiomycota, Agaricomycetes, Cantharellales, Hydnaceae. The record is from RefSeq and is a predicted model, not a curated record. The transcript is spliced from 4 exons. Bases 12 to 1130 code for a protein of 372 amino acids.
AUCGAGACACGAUGGAACAAGUUAUGCUUUCGGCGGAAUCAGGCACGACAAGCGCAGACAUCGCGUACUCCCAGGGGGUGACAGACCCUGGACUUGAUUCCAUAUUGCGAGCGCGAAGUAUGACUGACUGGCUUGAAUGCCCACCCGUUGAAUACACCAAGUUGAACGACAUUUUGUUCCGGGACUCAUUUUCCAGGCCCAGGGCUCGUAUAGCAUCUCGUAUCCGCUCACCUGUGAUGUAUGAGAAUCUCCCCUCGGAACUUAAUACACUAAGGAGAGGGUUCGAGCAAGAGAAACUCAGGAGCCUCCCACGUACUGCCUCUUACGGAAGUCUCUUGGCUCUCAACUUAAACCUGGCCUUUGCAACAUCCUACUAUAAAGCCGAAAAGAUCCAGACAAUUCGUGGUGAUGGCAGUAAUGGGCUCAACAAUCCGAAUGGCCCCGGUUGGCCUUCACUUGAUGCAAGCAACCUGGGGACAAUGUGGACGCUCGACUCAAAUAACAAUAUGCUGAUAAACCAAAUUUUCCGCGGCUGGCAUCGGCGUGAAGAUUUCACAGAUUUUGGUGAAAAUUUUUCGGUUCCUAGGUUCACUCUCGUCGACUCGAUCUCACAUUUCAGUUCUAUAUUCUGUAUUGGCGGCACGCAGAUCCCUGUGGGCGUUGCGGUUGACAUGGCAUCACGUAGACCAGAGAUCUGCCAGCAGGAACCUUAUCAGCAGGCGGAUGUCAUUGCUCGGCAGGAACUGAUAAAAGCAAGCCUACCAGUCUUAACCCUGAUGGCAAUGGCAAGUUGUCAUAUUGACGCCGGUGGAAAUUUGGUGCGUCAGCCGUUUCCAGAGGCUUUCGUGUUUGGCAUAGCUGUCUUAACCGAAGAAGUAUUGGUCGAAUUGCUUGCCCCGUACUUUGACGAGAAGUCGAAGAACUGGAAGAUAUAUUGCUCUUCUUGUCAUUCCAUUUUCUUUGGCGACCCGACGUUGGCCCGCGCGCGACCACAUUUCCUUUUUGUAAAAUUCCUCAACUUGAUAUCUGGGAUCCAUGUACACCAUCAAAAUGUGGCGCGUACACUGGCCAGACAUGAGUGGGAUGAGCAUGUAUUGGCAGUGUUUUCUAAGCCAUCUUCUGUCAACUAGUACUAGUCACACAGCGACACGUUCGGCACGACAUAUCACAAAAAUUGACUUGGUCCUCGACUGACAACUGAUGGGACUCUUGCUGUGUUGCAUCUGUGUUUCUCCGGUUUAUUGUUAUGCGGACAAUAGUCUACCUGCAGCAAAUUGCCCCCUAGUUCCUCUCAACGUCCACUGUGACUUUCACAUCUUGCAGUCGUCACCAUGCCAAAUAUCAUGCAGGAUUACCUUCAAGAUCUCCACCGAAAGGUCAAGAACUACCAAUAUCCCACUAUCAGAGAUCCAAACCGGACACUCCCCCCGUUCCCAAAGGUCUUCUUUGGGACCAUCUGAAGAAGCUUGGAUUCAUCGAU